This is a messenger RNA of Selaginella moellendorffii, 1707 nucleotides long. Its product is annotated as probable receptor-like protein kinase At5g20050. Gene Ontology annotation, biological process: protein phosphorylation. The transcript is spliced from 2 exons. Gene Ontology annotation, molecular function: ATP binding; protein kinase activity. NCBI's taxonomy places the organism in Eukaryota, Viridiplantae, Streptophyta, Lycopodiopsida, Selaginellales, Selaginellaceae. The coding region runs from base 65 to 1699 and encodes 544 amino acids. The record is from RefSeq and is a predicted model, not a curated record.
UGGGAAGCUGGUUCCUUACACCUACAACUCUGGACGAGCUUCGUGGGAACAGGGUCCGCCGUUCAUGAGGAACAGACUUGGAGGUUGCCUCCCGAUGGCAUGCGAAUCGAACAGCGUUUGCCUCCCGAUGGCAUGCGAAUCGAACAGCGUUUGCUCUGGGAACGCUCAGUGCAGCUGUAUAGUCCAAGACCAGAGUGGCCAUCAGGAGCAAACUUGCCCAAGUCCGAGCAGCAUACCUCUCGUUUGCAACCACGAAGUCGAGGCCGAGAACCACCACUUUCUCAACGUGAGUGGAGCAGGCUACUUCUCCAACAAUUACACCAAGGCCGACAGAGUUUCCACUUUGAGCGAGUGCUGGAGCUUGUGCCUAGCGAAUUGCUCCUGCAGCGCACUCUUCUUCAACAAGCGGUCGAGCACCUGUUUCUUCGUCGACCGGAUGUAUGGAGGCCUCACCAGGGAUCCCAACUUCGAUGGCUUCCUCAAGCUGCAAAACGCAGAGCUUUUCGUGCGGAAGAAGCCCAAGGAUCGCACCGUUUUGCUUGGAGUCAGCAUUGCUGCGAGCGUGGUCCUGCUAUCAGCUCUCGGCUUGGUCGUGCUGAUGAUCUGGAAGCACAGGCUUGACAAAGUUGAGCGUGCUUUGGCUCUGGCACUGCAAGGCUCGGCUCAGAAGUAUACAUACAAGGAGCUGGAGGUGGCGACUGGGAACUUCGCUUCGAGCCUUGGUAAAGGCGGCUUUGGAACCGUCUAUGAAGGGACUCUGGCGGACGGGAGAAAGGUGGCGGUCAAGCGCCUGGAGAACCGGAACCAGAGUGACAGGGGAUUUCUGGCGGAGAUGGCCUCGCUGGGACGGAUAAGCCACCACAACGUUGUCCAGCUCUAUGGCUUUUGCUCCGAGAAGAACCAGCUCAUGCUCGUCUACGAGUACGUGGUGAAUGGAUCCUUGGAUAAGUGGCUGUUCGAAGAUCGAUGCUUGGACUGGCAGAGCCGCCGCGAUAUUGCCUUGGGAGUAGCUCAAGGCCUGGCUUACUUGCACGAGGAAUCGCGGCAGCUGAUUAUCCAUCUCGACAUCAAGCCCGAGAACGUCCUUCUAGACGAUAAGUUUCGUCCCAAGCUCUCCGAUUUCGGCAUGGCGAAGCUGCUCAAGACUCGGGAUGUAAGCCAGACCGUGACUGAUGUUCGAGGUACUCCAGGAUAUCUCGCCCCGGAGUGGCUCUUACAUUCGGUAGCCACGAAGAAAUGCGACGUCUACAGCUAUGGUAUGGUGCUGCUGGAGCUCAUAGGUGGACGAAGGAACUUGUCCAAGCUUGGCGGCCAUGGUGGAGAAGACUGUCGUGAAGCUCCAAUGGACGAGGGGGAACAAGCUUUGUGGUGGUACUUCCCGGCCUGGGUCGUAGCUCGAGUCUCCAAGAGAGAGUUUCUCAAAGUCGUGGAUACAAGGAUCCGAGAUAGUGUGGACGAGGACGAGGUGAAAAGUAUGCUCCAGGUAGCUCUGUGGUGCAUCCAGGAUAAUCCCAGCCAAAGACCCCCGAUGGAUACAGUCGUCCAGAUGCUCGAAGGUCGAAAGGAGAUUUUGGAGCCGCCUCUCUUCUUCCGGUUUGCGUUGAGUUCUGCGGGAGUUCUUCGGUUCUCUUCGACUAACCAUCUUGGUGGUAGCGUCAGUGUGGCCAUGGUAGCACACCAGCCGUCUGGUCCCAGAUAAACCAAUCU